CCCAAGUACGCAUUCAACUUUGAUGGACAUGAUUUGGGUUGAUUCCAACCGACUAGUCGAUAUCAUUUUCGGGUUGGUUUGGUAACAUUUUGUUACCGUCAAUGCUUUUCAUGCGAUUUCAACGGCUUAAAUGAAGGCCAGCGACUAAUGACACGAUUCAAUCGGACAUGCUCAAGAAAGAACAUAUUGAUGCUUACCUGACAUCAUGUGGCGCGUUUUUCGUGUUACAAUGCGAGUAGAAUUGGUCACGGUACGUCGCCAGUGCGGUACUCAAAUUCUCACUCCCAUGCGGACGCGGCAUAUAUAAUAAACCACUAGCACUCCGGAAUAAUCAUCUUCAAAUACAAUGUCUACACCUAAGUUCAGGAUUGCCAUCUGCGGAGGAGGCGUAGGUGGUUUGACACUAGCCGUUGCCUUAUCCCAGUACCCGGAUAUUGUCGUCGACGUGUACGAAGCCGCUCAGAGCUUUUGUGAAGUUGGGGCUGGUUUGGGUAUCUGGCCUAGGUCAUUCAAGGUGUUGCGAAAACUUGGGCAUGAUUUGGAGCAACAGCUAAUUCAGCGUUGCGGUUACGAAUGCACAGAAGAAUAUGUCCGAUGUAUCAACCACCGUAAAAGUGAUCAAGCCGCUGGCUUUCAGCUUUUUGAUUUGGUGACGAAAGGCAAUCAAAUGCGUUUUCAUCGAGCUGACUUUCAUGGCGUACUUCUCUCCCAUCUCUCGCCGUCUUGUACAACGCACAACGCCAAGCGACUACAAUCAUAUAUUCAGCCCCGUUCAAGAAAAUCACCAAUCAGAUUAAUAUUUAAAGAUGGAUCGACCGCGACAUGCGAUGUUCUAAUUGGUGCUGACGGGAUCAAAUCUGCAGUCAGGUCCUGCAUGAUGCGUGAGCUGGCUGAUGUCAUAGAUCCCCGCCAAAAGCAAUCUGUGCUCUCAUGCAUCAACCCAGUCUGGAGUGGCGUCACUGCAUACCGAACAUUGAUUCCUGCGGAGAAGCUGCGCGCGCGUUGUCCUAACCACCGCGUCUUUGCGGGAGGGAUUACUCAGUACUUGGGAAAAGAUGCUUUCUUCCUCGGAUACCCAAUUUCUCUUGGGAAAUACAUCAAUAUCGCAGGGUUCACGCUUCAACCCGAUCUCGUUAGCACGGCCUAUGAAGCCGAUCCACGAAUCUCUCGUCGGUCUUUCCAAGGGAAGGCUAACAACGAGUGGGUCGGAGAACUCACGGCUGAACAAUUCGUUGAGCCUUUCGAAGACUUCGAAGAAGAUGCGAAGCUCCUUCUCGAGUGCGUAGAAAAAGGCACGCUUUGGGCUGUGCACACCGUAAAAACGUUACCGACAACGAACUUUGGGCGAGUCGCGCUCUUGGGGGAUGCUGCCCAUGCAAUGCUGCCGUUCCAGGGCGCUGGCGCUGGUCUGAGUAUAGAGGAUGCUUACCUGCUCGCAACUGUUCUCGGACACAAAGCCACGACCUUGGACACAGUACCCAGGGCCCUUGCCAUAUAUGACAAAUUGAGACGGCCAUUUACAUCGGAUGUGGCUCUACGCUCAAGGCUUAAUGGCCAAAUAUGCGCGUUUCAAACCAACGUUCCUUUACACAAGGUCGGCAAGACGAUCACCAAGAAUUGGGAAUGGGCAUGGCUGACGGAGCUAGAUGAUGCUUUGAAAGAAGCCGUCAGGCUUAUGGAGGAUAGUUCAAUAAGGAUCAGCUGACAACAAAGCUAUACAUAUCCGUAUUAUCUAUGUCAUCAUUCAAGUCAUGUAGUUCUAUAUAGCGGUGUCGGACAGUAGUAUGCCUCAGGCAAUUAAA
Suillus bovinus is the source of this 1802-nucleotide messenger RNA. Its product is annotated as FAD/NAD(P)-binding domain-containing protein. The record is from RefSeq and is a predicted model, not a curated record. NCBI's taxonomy places the organism in Eukaryota, Fungi, Basidiomycota, Agaricomycetes, Boletales, Suillaceae. The transcript has 9 exons. Gene Ontology annotation, biological process: secondary metabolite biosynthetic process. The coding region runs from base 347 to 1705 and encodes 452 amino acids. Gene Ontology annotation, molecular function: FAD binding.